Molecule: messenger RNA, 19989 nt
Organism: Podarcis lilfordi (Lilford's wall lizard)
Lineage: Eukaryota; Metazoa; Chordata; Lepidosauria; Squamata; Lacertidae
Source: the annotation of a GenBank genome assembly
AGUGACGCAAAGGCGGCUUUGGUAACGGGCGGGAUUUUCAAAAUGGAGCCCCUCAAGGAAGGGGUUUCUCCCCGACCCCCGUAGCGGGGAGGGAGAGGCCUGCGGAGCGGCAACGGUGGCGAAAGAGACGCGCAUUACCCGGCCAUGUGGUAGCUUAUAGGAAAGGAAGAGAGUGACGCGGGGAAGAGCGAGCGCCGCCGCCGCCAUGGCGACCUGCAUCGGCGACAAGAUUGAGGUGCGGAAACGGCCAUUACGGGGUGGGUGGGGACCGAGCCAUUCGCGGCCUCGGGGGAGGGAGAGUUUGGGCCCAACCAUAUCUCAGUGGAGGGGGAAGCAGGGUUUGGUGUUGUUACAGGUGGUCCUGUCCAGCUUGCUGACUGGCGCUGCGUGAUGCUGGGCGGGGUUUCGCCUUACCAGCGACUUAAAACACUCGAUCCCUCCCACUUCGCUGGUUCAGGAUGAGGUCGCAUCUCUUUCCUCCCUUUUCCUUGGAUGGCACCACCAGGUUGCACAUCCCCUGCUUCUAUGCUGCCUCCGCUUUAAUGUCAUUAAGAGCUGCGUGGCAGGCAGAAAACCAACCUAUGCUUUAUUUUUACAAUGCCUUUGAUUUGUUUUGAUAUCUGUCUUCCGCUUUUCCAGCAACAAAUGCUGAGCUCAAAGCGGAUCACAAUAAUCACGGUGGCGUUAAAAAUGGGAAGUCUAAAUCUGUAGAAUUUGUACCCAUCUCAGUUUUUCAUGGUGUAGAAGCCCUGCCGGAAUAGACAGGCAGCUCUGCACUUUAACAUCUUUAAAUUUAAUGUCCUUUAGUGUAUGACUUAAAAAGAACAAGUUGUUCAUAGGGCUGAACUCUACACAACUCGAAUGUUUACCAUUAACCGAGGAUGUGUGUCUGUAGUUGAUGUGGGAAUUCUAAUCCGUGCUUGUAUAGAUUCUGUAGAACUAAGGUGUGGUAGCUAUUUUGGACUAGUUAACAAGGUUUAUAAAGGAUGAAUUUUGGUCCAUAUUAGCACUCUCACAACAUUAUUCUUAGUACUGUAUACGUGUCACCAUACUUCUACCUUGUAUGGUGUUCCCUCUGAACACAGUUGCCUGAAGAUGGUAUUUCUUAGUAACAGGUGACCAAGCAAAUGGUUAUGUGGUUUUAAUUGUAGCCUUUGUAAUGAUCAUCUGUGCAGCCUGUAAUUCUAGAAAGAGAUUGCAUCUACCCCUGAGAAAUUCUCAUUUGUAUCUAGUAAUUUUUUACUAUGAUAAAUAAGUGAACCAAUGUGCUUUGACAAACCAACAUGAAUAAUUUGAAACAUUACCAAAUUCUGCAGUGUUAAUUUUUAGCUCACAGAGCUCAGAUAAAAGGUCUACAAUUGCUACAAGUGUUGAAAACUUGCAUCUUUUGUAACAUUUUUUCUCACGGAAGCUUUGUUUACAUUCAAGGUCUGGCUGGUUGCCAGAUUGGGUUUGGAGCAUCUUACCCAAAUUUCCUCUAUUAGCGAGGCAUAAUUAGGGUACUCCCAUAAGUAUGCUUUGGAGGAAGUGUGUGCUAGAUUUCCACCCUUAAUCAUGUGAAAAAAGUAUCCACCUUGGCCUUCAAGAGAUUACAGCCUCAACACUAAAUUCAGAGGGAUUUUAAAUGUGUGUAGGAUAAGCCUGCAUGCUUGCAACCCUGUGCACACUUAUUAGAAAGUCAAACCUAUUGAACUUAAUGGGGCUUACUUUCAAGUGAGCAUAGAAGGAUCAAGCUGUAAGUAGUUAACAUGAAUUAAUCUUUAAAGUGUUCUCUGAAGUGUGUAGUGGUAAACUAUGGCCUGGCAAGUAUUAUGAUUUAUACUAAAAUGAUGGUUUCAACAGUAGGUUAUACUUUUAUUUGUGAUACACAUUUAAAAUAUGCUUAAUAUUUCAGGCAGGAAUUAACCAAACAAAACAGAUAUUGGAUUUUCCUUUUUUGUACUGCACAGUUGGGCACAUUAAUAAUCAUGCUAUUCAUGAUUAUUAAUGGUUGACUUCUACAGUUGGAGGCUGUAUGCUUAUGAAUACUAGUUGCUGGAAACCUCAGGAGGGGAGUGUCCUCUUGUGCUUGGGUUCUGCAUAUUGGCGACCCGCAGGUGUUUGGUUGACCACUGUGAGAACAGAAUGUUGGACUAGAUGGGCCAUUGGCCUAAUCUACCAGGCUCUUCUUAUGUUCCUAUGUUGAAGGAUCAGAAGUACUAAAAACACUUCACUGAGUUAGGGAAUAGAUUUAGAAUACAAGAAUAUAUGCUUGUGUUUGCUGUCACUUUGAGUUUUCGUGAUCAAUUUUUUGGGAAGAGAAUAGGGAGCAUUUGAGAUUCUCACAGAUGGGCUACAAGAAAAGCAAUUGUAAACUUGCCUGUAGAGUUUGUUUAUUUUGAUGAUGAUGACAGGAAAUAAGUGUUGAGAAAAGUUGACCUGUUUUACUUCAGGAAUAAAUAUUUAUGUACCCUUUUGGCCCGAAUAUAAACCACACUUUUUUCCAAAUUCUGACUGAAAAGUUAAAGUGUGCCUUAUAUUCGCAACCUAACGCCACCGGCAAAGCGGCACAGCUCUCCCCCCCCCCAUUCAGGGUGGUAGAGCCUUGAAUUUUAAAGGUGCGGCUUAUUUACAGGUGGGUCUUAUAUAGGGCCAAUAUGGUAUUUAUUCAUAUUCAUCAGUUAUGAAAACAUUGGCAGUGGGGGAAGGGGUAAUACAACCUCCAGAAAGUCCCAGCACAUGCUCUCUAUUUCCCCACUCCUACUUCAACUCCAAACCACCCAUCAUUUCCAAAUCAUUAGGUAACUUCGUAAGGUGAUAUGCAAACUAAUUAAAAUAUAUUAUCAGUCAUCCUCAUCACCGUAGUCUGGGGGUUGCCAAAUCAUGCAAACGAAAGAGGAUCUAUGUGGGUGCACACUUUUCUUUUUAUGUUGAUGGAGUAGAAAAGACAAAUCAGUUGGAAGGCAUGGUGCCCACAAAACACUCUCAAAAUUCCAAAUAUUUUGCUAGUCCCCUAAAGAAUGGCAAUAUAACAAUUUGCUUUAAUUCACGUACCUCAUGAUAUAAUCAUUGCCCCUAGAAAGGUGUUGGGAAGGUAGAUGCCAAAAUCUAAACUCCCCAGGCAGUUUUGAAAAUGCCACAUUUUUUUUGUAACAUAUGCAGAUAUCUAAAUCCUUUGAACCUUAGGACGUUAGUUUUUUGACACUAGCUCUUGGACUUCCACUACCCGCAAGGCUACAUAGGUACGGAAGUCCAGCCCUAUAGAAAACAUCCAUCGCUCUUAAAACGCAAAAUCGGUUUUUGUCACGGGGGCAAAGUUUCUAACCGCAAGCGCCUUGCGUUGAAGAAAGGAGAAACCCAGCUCGCUGGUAUUUCUUAAAAGUGGGGCGAAGCCUCUGCAGGACACCUUUCUUUUGCCAAGGAGUUUGCAAGCAGUUUAACGGUGCAGCCCUGUCCUUGCAAGCCCCGGACCGCUUGGGGGACCUUACUCCCUCUCGCGCGAAGAGGGGGCUAAGCAUUGCCGUUCUCGGCGGCGGCAACAGUAGGGCGGCGCGCGGGAUGCGCGGGCGGGGGGGCGCCUCCGCUCUGGCGUCUCUCCCCCGGGCCGUUUCCUUGGCGACGGGGGAUGGAAGCCGCGUCUCCCCCGGGAGCGGGAGAAAGCGCGGCAAGGCGAGAGCCGCCCGCGAGCCCCGGCGCCGCGAGCUCCUCAGUGGCUGCGAGCUCCUGGCAGCGCGAUGCCGCAGUGGCUGCUCAGUCUCCUGCUCUCUCCCGUGCCCAGCGCCGGCGCAGCCUCCGCAGCCGGCAUGUCCCAGUGCUCGCCUUGGGAGAGCUCCAUUCAGGUAAAGCCGCCUCCUGCCGCCGGCCGGUCUCUGCUGAGGAGCGCCUCUGCCGGAGCAUGCGCCGUCGGGGCGAGAGCGCGGCCAGGGCGCCCUUUAACUGGCCCUCAGGGCACUGAAGUGCUUUUCCCACCUGCAUCCUGAAAGGGGACAGGACGGUUUUUGAGGGGAGGGGGAGAAGUACGAGGAUUGCCCAAGGGAACCAGGUUUCAGCUGGGCAAAGCUGAAACACGUGGAAGAGCCUGUGUUUUUUGUAUCGUGUAAAAGUCAGAAACUGCAAGACUGAACUUGUAUGGUGUCGACACAUCUCUGUAUUUGCUUCCUUUUGCCCUACCUCUUAUAAUACAUUCAUGACCCUAGUCCAGAGAGAUGCGGAUUUCGAAGCAGGCUUUCUAGUAGUCUGUGAAAUAUGGCACUGCAGAGUGAUGGGAGCAAAACAUGGAUAAGGGUAGAUGAGGGGAGAGUUGGUAUGUGAAAGGUAUGAACAGGAUGCAUUUUUAAAAACAACUUUGGAGGUGGGAGGGAGAAGCAGCCUUAACCUCUUUCCUUUUAGUUGCAUUCUCAUACUAACCCCCACUGCAUUGGGAAGUAGAAGCAGUACUUUCCUCCCACACUUCAAGCUAGCCUCACAGUUUUCUCUUUAAAGUCUUUUUUGUUUCAGAACAGGGAUUAAUUUGAAUCAAGGUGACUCUUUAUAUCAGCUAUUUAAAUUACAAGGCAAGGGGAAAUUUCAUCACAUCUCUGCAAACAUUUCAGGGGGAAUUUUUUACAGGUAGCAUAUUAAAACAAGUAGAUGUUUGACAUCCCACACUAUCUCAGUAGCUCAUACGGAGCUGUCAGAUAGAAGGUGAGGAGGCAGUAAGAGCAGUGAACAUUGCAUUUUCUUUUUCAGGAUUUCAAGGUGGGGAACCUUCUGGGGAAGGGCUCCUUUGCAGGAGUCUACAGAGCCGUAUCCCUGAAAACAGGCCUAGAAGUUGCCAUCAAAAUGGUAAGUUGCCAUUGGAUCAGAUACCAAAGUAACUGAAUUUAGCCAGAAUAUAGGAUACCAAGCUGCUGGGUAAGCUAAUAAAUGCAAUAUUUUACUUUCUAACUUACUCCUUAUGUUCUCACAACUUGUUAGUUCCUGAUUUCUGUUGUUCACCUAUCAAUUUGAAUCCCAGGCUGCAAAGGUUUUCUCCAUAUAGCACUUGCCCUAUACUUGACUGUGCAAACACAUAAACCAGUCCAGUCUUUUAAGCACUUAACAUCUGAAGUGCUUCAUCUGCCAAACUCCUCAGCACAGAUGAUUGUUUUUAGUAUAGAAUAGCUUUCAGGGUCAAGGCACAUUAUAAUGUGAAAUUAGACGUGUCUUUUGCACACUGAAUAUGUUGAGUCUUAUGUUUUGUUUUUGUGAAAAUAAUAAAUAGCAGCAGAGGGGGGAAAUUAGGAUUGGGACCUUAGUAUAAGGGGAGAUUUUUUUAAAAUGGUAUCAACGGCAGCAAGAGAACAGCAUUUUUAAUUAAGAUCACAGCACAAGUGCUAAGAAUUUUGUUUGUUUUUUACAUAUCCACCUGCACUAUGGUCCCAAUCCUGAUUCUGAACUGUGUGGUUUCUAAUUUGUGACCCUCCAGAUGUUAUGGACUCCAACUCCCAUCAGUCCCAGUCAGCAUGGCCAACAGUCAGGAAUGAUGGGAAUUACAGUUCAAUAUCUGAAGUGUUGCAGGCUAGCCACCUCUGAUUAAAAACAAAACAAAACAAAACUGAAGAGUAAACCAUGCUUUUAAAAUACUGUGUAGUAGUUUGGCCAUUAGUCAGUAUUUGUUGAGAAAGUUCAAUAUAUAUCUGUAGGGAUAUAAUACAACAUUUAAACCCCAUUGCUAUGUUUAUUUGGAAGCAAGUCCCAUUUUAUUUAGUUGGGCUUACUUUCUAGGCUGGUGUCAAGCAGAUUUCUGAAGAAUUGUUAUCUAUACAUGAGACUAAAGCAAGCUAGACAUACCUGAAAUAAUGGUAUUAGUAUAAAAUGUAACAAUAAACUCUUUCCAACCCUCGUUUAGCUUAAAUCUAUUCCUGAAUUAUUUUUAUUUUUAAAAAAUCUUUACUUUUAUGUGUGUAUGAGAUUAAUUUUAAAAAGAAAAUCUUUUCAGAUUGACAAAAAGGCUAUGCACAAAGCUGGAAUGGUGCAAAGAGUUCAAAAUGAAGUGAAGAUACAUUGUCAACUAAAACAUCCCUCUAUACUUGAGGUAAGAAUUUACACUAAGAACUUGAUAUGCUGAUAACUAAACUUUGAUGUAUAUUAAAACUAGUUUUCAUUUUUCUAGUUGUAUAACUACUUUGAAGAUAGGAACUACGUGUACCUGAUACUAGAGAUGUGUCACAAUGGGGAAAUGAGCAGAUAUUUAAAGAACAGAAAGACCCGUUUCUCUGAAGAAGAAGGUAAGGCUGAAAUAUUGCUUAUUGUUGCACCUUGAAGCAGUCUUUCCAUCAAGUAAUUAGAUUGGAAUCCACCCAGGGCUUGGACAUAGCCAAUGAGAUUAUUUUUCUUAAGACAUAGUGGUCUGUAAGACCUUGCUUUUGAAAGUCACCCAAUCUUGUAGAGUUUGUUGUGCAGUUAUUUAUCAAUUUUAAAGGGGUGUAAUAUGCUUCUUACAUAUCAGCAGAGGGGGCACUCUUGGUAGUUCCUCUGCCCUCAGAGGCUUGGGUGAUAUAUAUGUGUGUGUGGCAUUUCCUUGGGCAGAGACUGGCAAAUGCAAUAUUAUUAUACUAAAAUUAGGGGUGUGUUUGAGCACUUCUCAAAUGGUUUGCUGUGUGUUUUGGGUCAUUGUCAUUCUGGAAUACCCAUCCGCGACCCAUUUUCAAUGCCCUGGCUGAGGGAAGGAGGUGCUCACCCAAGAUUUGACGGUACAUGGUCCUGUCCAUCAUCCCUUCGAUGGGGUGAAGGUGUCUUGUCCCUUUAGCAGAAUAACACCCCCAAAGCAUCAUAUGUCCCCCUCCAUGUUUGACGGUUGGGAUGGUGUUCUUGGGGUCGUAGGCAGCAUUCCUCCUCCUCCAAACACGGCAAGUUGAAUUGAUGCCAAAGAGCUCAAUUUUGGUCUCAUCUGACCACAACACUUUCACCCAGUUCUCCUCUGGGUCAUUCAGAUGUGCAUGGGCACACUGCAGACAGGCCUGUACAUGUGCUGUCUUGAGCAAGGGGAUCUUGCAGGCUCUACAAGAUCUCAGUCCUUCACGGUGUAGUGUGUUACCAACUGUUUUCAUGGUGACUAUGGUCCCAGCUGCCCUGAGAUCAUUGACAAGUUCCCCCUGUGUAGUUCUGGGCUGCUUCAUCACCAUUCUCAUGAUCAUUGCAACUCCAUGAGAUGAGAUCUUGCAUGGAGCCCCAGACCGAGGGAGGUUCCGACAGUUAUUUUGUGUUUCUUUCAUUUGCGAAUUAUUGCACCAACUGUUGUCACCUUCUCCCCAAGCUGCUUGGCCAUAGUCCAGUCCAGUCUUGUGCAGGUCUACAUUCUUGUCCCUGACAUCCUUGGAUAGUUCUUUGGUCUUGGUCAUGGUGGCUACUUUGGAAUCUGCUGGAUUGAUUGCUUCUGCUGACAGGUGUCUUUUGUGCUUCUAAUCUUAGCUCAUUACAUACAGUGAAGAUACCAGGUAGCCUGACAUCUGGCUGGCUGAUAGGGGAUCAAAUACUUAUUUCACUCAUUAUAAUGCACAUCAAUCUCUGACUUUUGUCUUCUGGGUUCCUGGGGGUUUUCCUGUUGUUAUUCUGUCUCUCACAGCUACAAUAAACCUACCAUUAAAAUUAUGGACUGGUUAUUUCUUUGUCAGAGGGCAAACAGGCAAAUUUAGCAGGGGCUCAAAUACUUUCCCCCCUCACUGUAGAUUCAUUUGUAAGUUUCAUUAGUUGCUUAAGUAUGAAUUUCUGAGCUGCAAUAAUAAUUGAAUCUACUAGUUAUAAGAAGUAGGUGGUGAGCAUGUUUAAAGACAAAAUAGCAAAAAUGUUUCUUAACACCCGUCUUCCUUUUUUUAUUUCAUAUAGUUCGGAACUUCAUGCACCAGAUUAUUACAGGGAUGUUAUAUCUUCAUUCCCAUGGAAUAUUACACCGGGACCUUACACUCUCUAAUCUUUUACUCACCAACAAUAUGAACAUCAAGAUUGCUGACUUUGGACUUGCAACCCAACUGACAAUGCCUCAUGAAAAGCAUUACACAAUGUGUGGGACUCCUAAUUACAUUUCUCCAGAAAUAGCCACAAGAAGUGCGCAUGGGCUUGAGUCUGAUGUCUGGUCCUUGGGCUGCAUGCUCUUUACUCUUCUGGCCGGAAGACCACCUUUUGAUACUGAUACGGUAAAGAACACCUUGAACAAAGUGGUGCUGGCAGAUUAUGAAAUGCCAGUGUUUUUGUCAGAAGAGGCUCAAAACCUUAUUCACCAGUUGCUUCGCAAAAAUCCAGCAGAUCGUUUAAGCCUUUCAUCCGUAUUGGAUCAUCCUUUUAUGUCCAGGUGUAGCUCAGCAAGAAGCAAAGAUUCAGGAACUGUAGAGGAUUCAAUGGACAGUGGAAAUGCCACCAUUUCUACUGCUUCUACUGCCUCUCCCAGUGUCAGUACAAGUGGCUGCUUAAAGGAGAAGAAAAGACUUCUAGGGGGUCAGCCACUUCCCAACAAAAUGACCAUUCUUCCUAAAAAUAAGAAUGCCAGUGAAGUCUCAUCUGGCUAUGGAAGUAGUUCCCAUAACAACUGGGGACUCCCAGUAAAAGAAAUGGGAAAUACUGGUAGGGGAAGAGCAAUGCAGCUGAUUGAAGAAAGACCGCAUUCGCGCUACCUCAGGAGAGCACACUCCUCUGAAAGAUCCGGCACAUCCCAUAGUCAGAGUCAAGGAGUACUGAAUAAUGUGGAGAGAUGCCAUUCCCUGGAAAUCCUCUCAAAGUCCAGAGGAGGACUAAUAGGAAACAGGAAGGAUUUUUCACCUGCAAAUAGCCAUGGUGAUAUUCCUACUGUAUUUAAAGAAAAAUUUCCGACCAGCUCUGGCUCAAUGGAAAAGAAUCUGUCUCCACCUGUGAAAGAUCAAGCUCAGUAAGAAUUGUUCUUAUAUAUCUCUGUUUUUUGAGUGCAUCAUGUAAAAUUGGUUCCCCUAUAAUAUAAUGACCUUGUCUGGAUGGAAUACCAAAAUGUGAUAUUACAUAAAUGAGUCUUGGUCUCAUCAGCUGCACCCUUUCCUUUCUUCUAGCACAUCUGUGAGGACAUCAGAAACGUUCAGUUUUUGCCUGCAGUCUGGCAUAUCUCGGAUUAAUUAUUCACAAACUGUGAUUAAUUUUAACCAUGGAAAUGAACCUACUUUAAACUCUGGCUUACAAAUUUAGCUUGUUUCAUUUUAGUACACCAUAACUAAGAUUAAACACAAUUCUGGAUUUGUACGUAACACUAAACUGUGGUGAACUGAAAACAAAAACAAGCAUUGAUCUCCUUUUAAAUACUCCAUGCAUGAGGGGUUGGGAGUGAUCUCUAAUGCUUGCAUACAUAAUUAUUUCCCAGUCAUCUAUGUAAAAGGCACAAGGGUGCUGGUGGCAACAGAAAGUCGGAGCCAGAGCCUAUGUGACCAAAGGAAAUAUGUAUUUAGCUGUGCAGAUAAGUGGACUGCAGAAGGGGGAGGGAUUCGACUCAUGGCUUUAAAAAAUAAAGUCUAGCUUUCAUAUAUAGUCCUGUUCCUGAUAGGCUGCUUGUGCAUCCAAAGGACUCAGAAUGUCUACUGUAGUCAAGCCAAUGAGUUAUUUCUCGCUCCUAUCUUGUAAGUGACAAAUGGACUGGGAAAAGUUCUAGCUAAGUUCUAAAAUACAGUGGGGCUCAUUUUGCAUGUAGCCGUGGAUCAUUAUAGCUUAGAACUGGCCUCCAUUUAUUCUCAGCUAUUAACUUAAUACUAUGAAAUUCCUUUAAACUAAGAAAUUAAAAAUAAUCUCUAAUUUUACAUAUUGUCAUUUGAGUAUAAGAAACUGAUACUGAAAAAUUGCAAGUUGUCUCAGUACAAAGUGUUCGCCUAUAGUAGUUUAAAAUAUUAGGACUAUGUAGUAGAAAAAAACCUGUUAUUUAUAUCAUGUAGUGAUACAAUAUGGGACGUGGGUGGCACUUUGGUCUAAACCACAGAGCCUAGGGCUUGCCGAUCAAAAGGUUGGCAGUUCGAAUCCCCGCAACGGGGUAAGCUCUCGUUGCUUGGUCCCUGCUCCUGCCAACCUAGCAGUUCGAAAGCAUGUCAAAGUGCAAGUAGAUAAAUAGUACCACUCCGGCGGGACGGUAAACGGCAUUUCCGUGCGCUGCUUUGGUUUGCCAGAAGCAGCUUAGUCAUGCUGGCCACAUGACCCGGAAGCUGUACGCCAGCUCCCUUGGCCAGUAAAGCGAGAUGAGUGCCGCAACCCCAGAGUCGUCCGUGACUGGACCUAAUGGUCAGGGGUCCCUUUACCCUUAGUGAUACAAUAUGUUCCACAAAUAGAACUUAAUCUAUGAUCAAUAAGUUAUUUGUGUCCAUAUUUAUGAAGUGUACUUAUGAAUAAUUCUUUGUCUUUAGUUCAAAUUAUCUCUGUCCAAUGAAGCCCAGCGUUGGUUUAUUAGAACCGAAGUCCCAAGCUGAAACAAUGCAGCAGUGGCUUGGAAAUAUGCAACUAAAUGGUAUGGAUUUAUUUAAUGAGAGUGUUUUAUUGCCUGUGUUGGACACAUUGAAUUCUCAAAGGAUACCAUUCCUAUCAGUAGAGCUUAUAUAGGUACACUGUGUGUCCAUCCAAGGAUAAUGUUUUUAACUGAGAGAUUAACUUAGAAGUAAUUCCAUGUGAAGAUGAACUUUAGAUAAUGAAAUGUGUUAUGUAUUGUGGAAGGGUUGGUGCCCUCCAGAUGUUGGACUCCCAACUCCCAUCAGCCCCAGGCUGCAUGGCCAAUAAUCAGGAUGCUGGGAGUUGUGGUCCAGCAGUAUCUGAGUAGCCAUAAUGUGUGUGUAUGUAAGUGUGUGUUUUAUUUGGGGCAUGUUCUCUGAAGGAAUCUUUGAGUAUUUUAAGCCCAGCUUGGUCAUUAAGCACCCUCUACAUUUAAUAAUUAUGGGAGUUGCCUUGGAUUCCCCCCGUACUUUUCUCAGUCCCUCUUCAUACAUAAAUACCACUUGAAGGAACAUGCUGUGGUGAUGGAUAAUGCUGCAGAACUCCCUAGUCCUACCACCUUUUCCUGAGCCCCACUGUAUAUUAUGUAAUGUCAAGCCCAUGUUUGCCAUCACGUUUUCAUAAAGAUACAAUCCAAGUUUCCAGACAAGUGCACUGUUUGAAUUCAGAUGUUCCACCUUUAUGUGCAUAGAUGAAAAAUUGGGCAGAUGGACCUCAGCUGUAACCUGUGUAGUAAUUCUAUGAAAGGUAGAUAUCUUAGUGUAGAGGGUUAAUUGUGUCCAACAAGUCAUAAAUCAUGGUUUGGGUUAUGCUAAGAGCCCUUUCCCCUUUUGUCACCUCCAAUUGCUACAACUAAGGCUAGCUCUUAACUUGACUAACAACAGAAGAAGCUCCUAACUAUGUUGUGAAGGAAUAUUUAUUUAAGAAACACGUAUUCCAGUAGUCUGUUCAAAAGUUUAUUUUGGUAAGCUGUCUAAAGUUAUCUGUCCUUACUAAGAAGGCAAAAUGCAAACAUCUAUAUUUGCACGUUUAGGGAUGGAUCGUGACACUGCAUUUUCUGGGUCUACCGGAUAUCCACACGUUGAAAGUUAUGUUAAGAUGGGAACAUGGAUACCUGUGUUUAGGCUCAGUAUAGAAUUCUUACCCCUCAAACUGGAACGAUAACAAUUGUGACGAUCUGCAUGUAUUGGGCUCUGUGAACUGGCACGAUCUUGAUCCUGUGUGUAGGUGGAGAACAUCUGUCUAGCGCUAAUAACUGAUAAUAAAUUAUCUGUGUAGAGAGAUCAAGGAUGAAAACAGCAACUGCUUAUUAUAUAAACAUUGCUGCAGAAGGGAGGGUAGAAAGAAGAACAGGGCCAUAAGGGAAGGAGGAGCUUUUGUUCUCCUGCAUCAAAUUACUUCAUUUAGUGAAAGAGCACUGAAUGUAGCUGUAAUUUAGCCAAGGAUUACUUAAAUCUUCUCAGACAUUUUCUUUUGUUUUGAAUUACCAGGAAUGCUUUGGGGAAUUGUCACCAUAGGACACACAGUUGGGAUUAUUUGAAUCCUCAAGCAAUUUUCUUCUUAAUUUUUGCUUUUAAUUGCUUCUGUACUUAGACAGAAGGUGCAUAUGAUAUUUCAUGCACUUUACCAAGACAGACGUGGUGCUGCUUUUUGAUACCAUCCCAAAUGCUUUAUUUAACCACUCCCAGUCCAUCUGUUUGCAUGGGAAGAACCCGUAACAUGAUGUUUAAUCUCUUUCAGUAGAGUUAAAUUUAAGCAAGCUUAAACCAGUUUUCUAGUAAAUAGUAAAGGAAGUUGUUGCUAUUAACAUCGGUUACAAACAAUUCAGAAAAGUUGGUUAUGUGCCACAAUACUUAGCUUCUCAUACAUACAACAGUAACUUUCCCAGGGUGUAAACAUUGUCAAAAAUGAUGUGAUGCUUUCCUAGCCUCAUUUAUAGUUAGAGACAUAACAUUUUUCUCCUGUAAAAACUAGGAAGAAUCCUGUAAUGCAUUUUCUAAAUCAUUAAAAUAUCCCUUUGCUGCUUCAGCUCAGAUGCAGGAACCUUUAUAUGACAGUAGUAUUAAGAACACAAGUGGAGAUUUUCGAUUCCAUCUUGGUGUGCCUCAAGAAACACUGAAAAAUGCAUGGAAUGGCUUAAAAUGCAGAAGGCCCCCUGAAUCUGCACAACCAACAGCACCAGCUGUAGGGCCACUGGACACAGGGAAAUACACUGCUGAGAAGGCUCUGCCAGCACCUGCAUUUGGUCUCCAUCUAGCAUCUGAAAGCAGAAGGAAUGGGGGCAAAGAGCGACAAUAUGGACAUCCGAAACCUGCACUGCAAAGUGUUGUAUCACCUCUGAAUGCUCACAGACUAAAGCCAAUUAGGCAAAAAACAAAAAAUGCAGUGGUAUGUACUGUACUAUAUUUCAAAAUAAUGAAUUGCAGUGACAAUUUUAUAAAAAUUGAGCUCUUCCACAUUUUUAAAUACCUACCAACUAUCACAACAUGAACCAAUUAACUUGACUGGUGUUAAUCUUCUCAGGUGACAAGAACUAUAACAUUUCUUCAUUUUCAAAGAUGCACACCUCUAUUAAUAGACCACCCCAGUCUGGCUUGCAAGGCAGUCAUCCGAUUCUGAUCCAGCUUCCAUGAGAUACCCCACAAAGGGCCAUGGGAACACUGACCCCAGUCCCUUGUAGGAUAGCUUAUUAAAGCUGGUUUUCUAGCGAUCAGAUGAGAAACGGCUGGCUCUGCUUUGCUUGCCAGGAAUUGGCUCUUACAGCAAUACAACUAAAUUGAAUGCAGUGGACUGGGUUGUUUAUAGAAUGGCUUUGGUGUGAUCCAGUCAAGAAGCAACCGCCAUGGCAAGAAUGCUGAUGACUGCUACUUCGGCAUUUGCAGUAAGGCUGUAGUUGUGAAUUAGUGCAACGUGGGUUUUAGUGACCUCUCCAGUUCCCACCUUUACUUGAGCAACACCUGAUUGGAAGAAGCCUUGCUCAGGUGCCUUUGAACGUUUGGUCCCAGAUAAUAAGAAGGGAAGUAAGUAAGGGUAAUAUAGUCUGUUGGUCCUUAUUCUGUUGCAAAGUAUGCAGGUUUUUAAUAAAAAUCUCUUAGCAGUCAUGAAAUAGUAUCUUACCUACUUCCAGUAUGUAUGUCAUUUUUUUGUCAUCAACAUAAAUGUACACUGUCAGAUUUUAGUUCAGUUAUUGGACUUAAAAGACUUCUAGUCAAUUCUUAAUUUUUUUUACUGUACUAGGUUUCCUUUCCAGUAUGUAUCAUAUCUCAUUCUAUUGUGUUUCCCUCUUUUGCUUUUGUUUUCAUGGUAUUGUUUUCCCUUUGAUCCUCCCAUUUCUUUCUCCUAGUAUUUGUAAAUCCAGUGAGGUUGGAACACCCUCACAAAUCCUCAGCAGCCUAAUAGUUUUUCAGUCACACUGCAAAUAGUACCUCCUCUGUUCAGGCUUAAAGCACUCAACAAGGAGCACAAAAACAAGUUCUUUACUUCACUGCAGUAUUUUAGUUCAUUUUGAUGUAAAUGGUGGGGAAAGGAGGGGGCAUUUAUAUUGGAUUGCUUCAGAAGUUAUUUAGGCUGUGUUCUGUUUUCAAUUUACAUUCUAGGUGAGUAUUCUAGAUGCAGGAGAAGUAUAUAUGGAAUUUCUAAAAGAAUAUAAUUCGCAAGAGUUUGUAAAAGAAGUUCUGAGGAUAUCUUGUGAUGGAAGUGCAGUGAGUAUUAAUUUUUUAUUUAUUCUAACUUCAUCGGCAGUAUUGAAAUGAUGUGUUUAUGCCAAUAUUACUAAGGUGUAAUAUGCCUCAUCACACUGGAAUAUAAGCUUGUUUCACUGAUUUUUUGCUUCUGGAAAUCAAGUAGAUUUUUUUUUCAGAACUUUGUAUGUACAUAUUAACACAGAGCCCUCCUUUAUGCUAAAUGCCUAUACGUCAAGCAUGUGUGAAAUCUGAAGCGUCCAGUGUAGUUUAAAUAACUGACUUAAUUUUGCUAUGAUUACUCAUUUUCUGGUAAAAUUGCUGGCACAAUUCCAUGAAAGAGUGAAAGGCAUUUGUUUUUACUAAUUACUUCUGUCUUUAGAAGCACUGAUCUAACUAAAAUAUCUGUACCUGUAAAAGCUGCAGAUAAUCUUGCUUAGUGAGGAUAGGAAACUGUUCUUUUUUGAGGAAAUGAAGACUUUAGACAUGACACAUGCCAGAUUCAAAUUUUCAGUAUCCUGUAGUGCAUUAACAACUUGUUCAUUUUCCAGAAAGAAGCAUUAAACAAAUAACUCUUUGGCUAUGAGAUUGUGUUUUUUCUGUGUAUUAAGGUCACAGUUUACCACCCAAAUGAAGGAAAAGGCAUCCCUCUGAAUAAUAGACCCCCACCACCUCCUGAGGACUCAAAUAUAUAUAGUUUUGGCAACUUGCCAGGUAAGGUGCAUUUCUAUGGGCCCAUUCAGAAACAGUGGCAAGGAGCCAAACAACCUGGGGUGGGUGUGGGUGAGCUUAUGUUUCUUAGCCUCCCAUGCAACAUAAAUAACUAUUUCUGAAAAUGAGAAGAAAUCCAAAAGCAGCAUGUGACAGAGGUUUGUUGUUCAAACAAAUAAAUGAACAAGGAAAGCUCCCUUUGUAAUUCUUUGGAUAUUCGCCAGUAAUUACAGGUUGGAUGCAAACACUUCGGCCAGUGCAAAGGGGAAAAGCUAUUUUCAGCAGUUCUUUGUUUUGCCUGUGUUCCCUGAAAAGCUGCUCUAGGGUUUGGGGGACCUUGCAAAAUAGUACGGGAAGUAGUGCUGGGAGCUGCAGAAGGAAAGAUAGGUGAGCAAAGAAUCCCCCCUUCCUCCAAUGGAUCAGGAUCCAAUUGCAGUGUGGAUCCAACCCUAUAUACGGAUGUUGUUCUAGUAAUUAUGUUUCCCUUCACUAUCAGAAUAUCAUAGGUAUUACAGAUGCAUUAAACUUCCAUGUAGUGAUUUGAAUUAAAAUAUUCAAAUUACUGAAAUUCUUAUACUUCAUGUGCCAUGUAAGCUUAUUGCCCUAACUUGCAGUGGUUGAUAGAUUUAUGUUUGUUUGUUUUUAAUUUUUCAUUAAUAACAAUCUAAUGGAGGCCACAUUAAUACAAUACCAAAUCAUAAUACAAUUUUAAAAAACCAAUUAAUCAGUUCCAAAUUCAAUGUUUUUGGAUGACUUGCUGUGUUCCAGCUAUCAGGAGUUGGUGUUAUUCCUUAGUCCUGCUCCAAUUCACUGUUUGUUACAUAUUCAUUUUAGAGAAGUACUGGAAAAAGUAUCAGUAUGCUGCCAAAUUUGUGCAGUUGGUAAGAUCCAAAACUCCCAAAGUCACCUUCUAUACAAGAUAUGCCAAGUGUAUGUUGAUGGAAAACUCCCCUCCUGCAGAUGUGGAAAUUUGUUUUUAUGAUGGUAUGUAUCCUUAAGCUGUUUUCUACAUAUCCCUUUAGCCAUUACAUUGCAUUAAAUUAUUAGCCAACUGUUAGGGCAUUUUAAAACCUAAUAGAGAUUUAGUUUAGUUUAAUUUUUUUUAUUUUAAAUAACUCUUUCCUAUUAUCAUAUACCACAUAAAAAUUGUAUACUUCAAAAAAUCCUAAUUUGAAAUGUAACACAUAUGGCAUUAUUAUUAGGAGGAAACUACAUUCUUCUAAUACUUUGUUUUAUUGAUGAUUAAAUGUAAAUAUUAAGAACAAAUUGAAAAUCCAAAAAUUAUAUGAGUUGUAGCAGAUAGCACUUCUUCUUAACACACUCAAGUCAGUGAUAAUUGUAUUUGAACUGUAGGUAGUUGUUAAGUGCAAUCUCCUGUUUACUAGUUUACUUCUGCUAGAGUGUGAUCAUAUUGUCAAUGUAUGUGUACCCGAGGUAAUAUGUUUUUGUUUUUUAUAGGGGCAAAAAUCCACAAGACAGCGGGCGUAAUUAGAGUAAUAGAAAAAUCUGGAAAAGCCUACACUAUAAAAGAGGAGAGUAAAAUUGGUUUAGAAAAGGAUAUACAAAUAUAUGUGGAUCAUGCAAAUGAGGUAAAUAUUAUUUGUAAUGUUUCAGUGGGUGUGAUGCACAUGGGUAAGUGAUUCCAAAUGGCAAAUUAGCAGACUGUGAUUCCUUUUAUUGUUCCAAAUACGUGACUGAUUUUGAAAGGUUCCUAUGAAAUUGAGGGGUGUGGAGAUCAAGGAAAUGUUAUGGAUUGAACUUUAUACUGUUUAACAUUGAUCAUACUCCAUGUCAUACAAUAGGAAGGUUAAAAAAAACCCCUGUACCUUUUAAUUUAGCACAAUACAUCAAUGUUUUCUUCGUUGCCUCUGCCCACUGUCCCCGAGUAUUGAAUUCCUGCCCUUUUUGAAAGUGUUAGCAUGUUUUAAUGCAAGUUUUCUAUUUUUCAAUAUAGGGACAUCACAUUUGUCUUGCACUGGAAUCUGCAAUUUUGGCAGAAGAAAGAAAUGGAAGUGUUCCAUUUUUCCCCAUUAUUGUUGGGCGGUAAGCAGCCUCUUGUAUUAUUAUUUUUUUCAGUUGCUUCUCACUCUCCACGUGAAAUUUUUAGUUUGUGCCUUUUGAUAUUCUUAGUGGAAGUUGGAAAGUUUAAAUAUGUGACCAUAAUUCUUCCAUUACCAGGAAACCAGGAAAUCCUGAGUCUCCAAAGGCUUUAGUGCUCCCUCCCACUUUGCCAGAUACAAGCCCUUCUUUGGCGGAAAUAGCCUUGAUGAAGAGAGAUACUGCCACCAGCUCUGAUGCUUCAAGUGAAGUGCCUAACAUUAAUCCCCCGGUAAGUACAUGAGUGUGUAGUUCUUGCUUUUAUUGGAGCCCUAAGAAACACUAUGCUGGAAGGCUAAAUUUAACCUGUCAAGUAAAUAAAAAAGUUUAAGAUGAGUAGAGCCAAUUGUAUUGGGUUGUUGCAUAUUUUAAUUAGGUAGGUCUGAAACCCAAGUCAGGUAUGGUACACCCAAGGAAGGUCACCAUUUAAACACUGAAGUAUAUCAUGGCUUUAUGGCUCACAACUGCUAUUUUCAUAAUUAUAUUCCAGAUAUCGGCAUAUGAAGGAUCUGCAUUUACAUCAGCAACAACUGAAUCAAGGAGCACCCUAAGUCACCCAAAUGAGAGUGCUGUAAAUUCAGCUCAACUGUUAAAGUCUGUCUUUGUAAAGAAUGUUGGCUGGGCUUCUCAGGUGAGCUGGUAAUCAACAGCCAAGCAGAAAAUUCAGUCUCUUGUGUAAAGGAAGAUGAGCUGUAAUGCAGCAGUUGUUAUACUUCUACUGAAAAGGAACUGAUAGUAUAAUUGAUGAUGCAUGGAAUCAGCUCUGUUCCCUAUUGAGUUUUUUUAAAAUUUGUUUUACUUAUUUGCCUCAAAAUCUGUUGCAGAUCAGGAAGUAGUUAAUGGUAGAAUACAAAGCUUUGUAUCUAGUUACUUUCUGCACUUUUAACUGGAAUAUGUUCUCCUUGUACAAAUUGUCAGAACCUGCAUAAGAAUGUGCUGAAGUUACACAAAAUACUAACUAGGUUGCACAAAAUGGGCAAAAUUGGGAUUGUCUAUCUUGCAUGACAAAACACAGUGGAUUGUAUCCAAAUUCUACUUCUGGAAGAACAAGUCUUCUGAAGGAAGUGAACCUUCAGGUGCAACUUAGCAUGGCUGUGCUGUGUCAAUCCAAGCAAAAUAAAGCUGCUUGACUAGAAAGAUAAAGCACUGGGAAAGAGUUCAUUGCUGUAUUUCAGUGCAAACUAAUUCUACAAUAUUUUUCCCUAUUAGCUGACUAGUGGAGCAGUAUGGGUUCAGUUUAAUGAUGGAUCCCAGUUGGUAGCUCAAGCUGGCGUUUCCUCCAUCACAUAUACAUCUCCAGCUGGUGACACAGUGAGGUGAGUGUCAGUUUUGAUACUGAUAGCACAUUUCUGAUUAUUUCAGUUACUUUUCCAACAUUUUGUAUUGGUACUGUAACUUAGAAGUUGUAUGACCUUGAAGUACCAUUCCUUGUAUGUCAUACAUAAUAGCAUUUGCUGCUGCUGUAGAUGUUGUACUACUGUGUAUUGGUAACUCUCACUCUAGCCUAAGUUAAUAAUUGGUGGGAGUAACAAAGAUAUAUACAAAAGAGAAAACUAGAUGCACUAUAUGUAGUAAAAGUAGAAUAUCCUAACUGUACAAAUGUUUAUCUGCUAAUUUUCCUAUCCCUCUACCCGUUUUCCCUUCUUGUAUUGUGUUUUUUAAAUCUACCCACAGGCUUAUAGUGGGUACCUAUAGUCUUUUUUUAAAUCUUUGUACAGCACUGAAAAUACUUUUUCAGACAGUCUACAUGCCUGUCAACUGAACACAAGGCUGUUGCCUGCACUGAUUGUUCUGAUUUAGCCUGGGAGGAAGUCCAAGGGGGCAAUUUAAGUAGAUUGACCUUUGUUUGCAAUCUGAGAUAUUGAGUGGGUGGGGGUCCACUUCAACCUCACUUGCAGUAUUACAGUAUUACAGUAACCCUCCUAUGAAAUCUACUGUUAACAGCUACUUUUUCUCAGCACAGCCCUCCAGCCUGAACUGCACUGCUUUUUCAGCUCAAUCUGCAAUAUGGGGUUAAAAGCAAUAGGUAAAAUUGAAUGGUUGUACUUACAGCUUCAGCCCAAUGCCCAAUAUGUAGUGGGGUCUAAUACUGCCGGGAAACACUGUAGAGUUGUAUACCUCGCAGAGACUGAGCUACACUUCCGGGCUGUCAAAAGUCACCAUCUUCCAGGAGGCAGUAUGAGGACAAUGAACUUCAUUUGCUUUGAAAUUUGCAUAUUAAAUAAGAACUGAAUUAAGCCAUUAGGUUUGGAUCUGGUGAUAUAAGUUAUCCUGGAAUAACAGCCCCUCAAGUUGGAAUAUCUGGUUUAUAUACUGAAGGAGUGAAUUUGGAAUUAACAAAGCCUUUUAACUUCUUAAGCAUGGCUUUAAAAGGAGCAAUUGUAUACAAGCAAUGGACCAAAACGUUAACUUGCUGAAAUUGGUACUGGGUUUAUUUUAUAUGUGUGCUAUUAAAUCUACUCAUCUAAAUAUUUUGCUGCUUCCUAGGUAUGGAGAGAAUGAAAAAUUGCCAGAGUACAUCAAAGAGAAGUUGCAUUGUUUAUCAUCCAUUCUGGUAAUGUUUACCAAUCCAGCUGGUCCGCACUGACAAACUUGGAACAUGAAGGCUAAUAACUUGGUGGUGAUGAAAUUACCUAAUGUGGUGGCAUGAAGCAGAGCUUCUUCAAUGAACUCGGACCUUCCUGACUGGUUAAAGCAUAUGACCAUAAGAGUUGCUGUGUUCUGCUUAGCUAAGCACUUGUAAAGCUUUUUAAAGUAUGACCAAUCAAGGCCAAAUUACUUGCAUUUUUAUAUAAUGGAUUAUAGAAACUGCUGUGACCACUGGUGCUUGUUACUUUCCAUGAAGGGAGUCUGAACUCUGUAUGUGUGUUUGUGUGUUAUUCUCUACUGUUCUUAUAACUCUGGCAUCAAAGCACAUCUCUGCAGUUACAGUAUUUGUGCCUGUAAAUACUUUGUAUUUUAUGUUACUUUCAGCUGAUAUGUAAAGUGUAUUGUUUUAUAAUUUUUAUAUUUUUCUAACUGUUUUUCUAAUGAUAUAACCCUGCAAAGAACCUUUAAAAAAUAAAUGCAGUGGUAACUGUUC